Ficedula albicollis (Collared flycatcher) is the source of this 10351-nucleotide messenger RNA. Its product is annotated as low-density lipoprotein receptor-related protein 2. Lineage: Eukaryota; Metazoa; Chordata; Aves; Passeriformes; Muscicapidae. The coding region runs from base 110 to 9055 and encodes 2981 amino acids. The record is from RefSeq and is a predicted model, not a curated record. The transcript has 51 exons. Gene Ontology annotation, molecular function: calcium ion binding; protein binding.
GCAGCAUCCACAUGGUCUAACUGUCUUUGAAGAUUUUGUGUACUGGAGUGACCGCUACACUAAUCGAGUAAUUCGGGCCAAUAAAUGGCAUGGAGGCAACCAGACAGUUAUGAUUUAUAACAUUCACCAGCCUUUGGGCCUUGUGGCAGUGCAUCCUGUAAAGCAGCCUAAUGGUAUUAAUUCCUGUGCAUCGUCCCCCUGUAGCCAUCUCUGCUUACUUUCUUCAUCUGGACCACUUUUUUUUUCCUGUGCUUGCCCUUCAGGAUGGAUCCUUUCUCCUGAUAACAGGAACUGCUUGAGAGUUGAACACCCUUUCCUUAUUGCUGUAAGAGAUAAUAUAAUUUAUGGAAUUUCUCUGAAUCCUGAGGAGAAGACAAAUGAUGCUAUGGUCCCAAUAGCAGGAGUUCAAAAUGGUGUUGAUGUUGACUUUGAUGACUCUGAACAGAUGAUUUAUUGGGCUGAAAAUCCAGGUGAAAUUCACAGAGUGAGGUCAGAUGGAGUCAACAGGACAGUUUUUGCUCCAGCAACUGUUAUUGGUGCUCCUGUUGGUCUGGCACUAGACUGGAUAUCUGCAAACAUGUAUUACAGUAACCCAGGGACACAGUCAAUUGAGGUCCUGAAGCUGCAUGGUGAAAUAAUGUACAGGAAAACACUGAUUACCAAUGAUGGCACCUCUCUGGGAGCUGGCACACCGAUUGGUUUGGCAGUUGAUCCAGCAAGAGGGAAGUUGUAUUGGACAGACCAGGGAACUGACAGUGGAGUCCCAGCAAAGAUUGCUAGUGCAAACAUGGAUGGCUCAGGCAUACAAACCCUCUUCACUGGCAACCUGGACCACGUAGAGUUCCUUACCAUUGACAUUAGGGAACAAAAGUUGUACUGGGCUGUCACAAGCACAGGAAUGAUUGAGAGAGGCAAUGUGGAUGGUACAAAUCGUGUGACUCUGGUGGUUCAUCUUUCCCAUCCCUGGGGAGUUGCUGUGUACGGUACAUUUCUGUACUAUACCGAUCGAGAUUACGAAGUAAUUGAACGAGUUGACAAGGCCACCGGUGCAAAUAAAGUAGUACUGAGAGAUAAUGUCCCAAGACUGAAGAGCCUACGUGUGUAUUACAGAGACAAUUCUGCUGGUUCCUCAAAUGGCUGCAGUAAUAAUAUUGGAGUUUGCCAGCAGCUUUGCCUGCCUGUACCUGGUGGAUUAUUCUCCUGUGCCUGUGCUACUGGCUUUCAACUAAAUCCUGAUAACAGAACCUGUUCACCAUACAGUUCAUUUGUAGUUGUUUCUAUGCUCUCUGCAAUUAAAGGAUUUAGUUUAGAGACAUCAGAUCACUCUGAAGCCAUGGUUCCACUGGCAGGAAGAGGACGAAAUGCACUUCAUGUGGAUGUUCACAUGCCUUCUGGUUUCAUUUACUGGUGUGACUUCAGUAGCACUGUUUCUUCUCAGAAUGCAAUACGUAAAAUUAAACCUGAUGGUUCUUAUUUUAGAAAUGUUGUUACAAAUGGAAUAGGACGAAAUGGGAUCCGUGGCAUUGCAAUUGACUGGGUAGCAGGAAAUCUUUAUUUUACAAAUGCAUUCCUGACAGAGACUUUUAUAGAAGUUUUGCGUUUAAACACAACUUAUCGCCGUGUGCUUCUGAAAACUACCAUUGACAUGCCAAGGCACAUUGUGGUUGACCCAAAAAACAGAUAUCUCUUCUGGGCAGAUUAUGGGCAAAAUCCAAAGAUCGAACGUGCUUUUCUUGACUGCACCAACAGAACAGUUCUUGUGUCUGAGGGCAUUGUCACACCUCGUGGGUUGGCCAUAGAUCACAGCAGUGGCCAUGUUUACUGGGUGGAUGAUUCCUUAGAUAUGAUUGCAAGAAUUCAGCCCGAUGGUGGUGAUGUUGAAAUUGUACGUUAUGGCAGUCGCUAUCCUACUCCAUAUGGUAUCACUAUCUUUGGCAAUUCCAUGAUUUGGGUGGAUCGAAACCUGAAAAAAGUCUUCCAAGCCAGCAAGCAGCCAGGCAAUACUGAUCAGCCCACAGUAAUAAGAGAUAACAUUAAUUGGCUGAGGGAUGUUACAAUUUACAACAGUAAUUUCCAGUCACGUUCACCCCUUGAUGUCAACAACAAUCCUUGUUUGGACAACAAUGGAGGUUGUUCUCACCUCUGUUUUGCCCUGCCUGACAUUCAGACGCCGAAAUGUGGUUGUGCCUUUGGAACACUGGGCAGUGAUGGAAAGAGAUGUUCCAUUUCAACAGAUGAUUACCUGAUUUUUGCUCUUGAGAAUGCCCUCAGAAGUAUCCACCUGGAUCCUGAAAACCACAGUCCUCCCUUCCGCACAGUCAAUGUAUUAAGAACUGCUGUGGCUCUGGAUUUUGACAGCAUAAACAACCGAAUAUAUUUUACACAAAGUUAUCCUUCAGGAACAGGAAGAAUCAGUUAUAUUAGUAUUUACUCAGGAAUUGGCUCUCCAACUGUAGUUGCAUCUGACCUGGGGACUCCAGAUGGCAUAGCCUUUGACUGGAUCAACAACAGAGUUUACUACAGUGACUACCUCAAUCAGACCAUCAGCUCAAUGGCUGUGGAUGGAUCAAACCGUACAGUGAUCGCCCGGGUGCCGCGGCCAAGGGCCAUUGUAUUAGACCCCUGCAGAGGAUAUAUGUACUGGACUGACUGGAGUUCAAAUGCAAAGAUUGAACGAGCUACACUUGGAGGAAACUUCAGAACACCUAUUGUGAGCACAAACUUGGUAUGGCCAAAUGGACUUACCCUGGACUAUGAAGAACAGCAGCUGUACUGGGCUGAUGCAAAUCUGCAGAAGAUUGAGAGAUGCACUCUAACUGGUACAAAUCGUGAGGUAAUUGUUAGCACUGCUCUGCAUCCAUUUGCAAUGACAGUGUUUGAUCAGCACAUAUAUUGGACAGACUGGAACACACGAAGCAUUUAUAGAGCUAAUAAGUAUGAUGGUUCAGAUCAGAUUGUAAUGAUCAUGAAUCUUCCACAAAGACCAAUGGAUAUUCAUGUCUGGGCAAAAAGCAAGCAGCAGCAGUGUAUGAACCCUUGCAACCAGUUCAAUGGUGGCUGCAGUCACAUCUGUGCACCAGGUCCAGCUGGUGCAGAAUGUCAGUGCCCCUCUGAAGGUCGCUGGUAUUUAGCCAAUAACAACAAGCACUGUAUCGUGGAUAAUGGUACCAGGUGUGAUACUGGUUUCUUCACAUGCCUUAAUGGACAUUGUAUCUCUGAGCGGUGGAAAUGUGACAAUGACAAUGAUUGUGGUGAUGGCAGUGAUGAGUUGGAAAGUGUGUGUGCUUUCCAUACUUGUCAGCCAACAGCUUUCACCUGUAGCAAUGGGCGCUGCGUACCGUAUCAUUACCGCUGCGAUCACUACAAUGACUGUGGAGAUAACAGUGAUGAGCUUGGCUGCUUGUUUAGAACCUGUGACUCCCACACAGAAUUUACUUGCAAUAAUGGAAGGUGUAUAUCCCUUCAGUAUGUCUGCAAUGGAGUAAACAACUGCUAUGACAAUGGCACAUCAGAUGAGAGGAAUUGUCCGGAGCGUACGUGCCAGUCUGGUUUUACAAAAUGUCAAAGCACAAAUAUUUGCAUUCCUCGAACGUAUUUGUGUGAUGGUGAUAAUGACUGUGGAGAUAUGAGUGAUGAGAGUCCUACUCACUGUGUGUCUCUGACUUGUACAAAUAGUGAGUUUCGUUGUACAUCGGGACGUUGUAUUCCUGCUCAUUGGUACUGUGAUCAAGGAAUAGACUGUGCUGAUGGCUCUGAUGAGCCUGCCUCUUGUGUGCCCCAAAUGCGGACUUGUUCGAGCGACCAGUUCAGAUGUGAUGAUGGCAGAUGUAUCCCAGCGACGUGGAUCUGUGAUGGUGAUAAUGACUGUGGGGACAUGAGUGAUGAGGAUCAAAGGCACAACUGUGCAAACCGCAACUGCACAGCAGCAGAGUUCACUUGUGCCAACAAUCGACCCCCACUCAGGAGGUGCAUUCCUCGGGCAUGGGUCUGUGAUGGUGAUGCUGACUGCAGUGAUGCUCUUGAUGAACACCAGAACUGCACACGAAGAUCUUGCACAGAAAAUGAGUUUACCUGUAGUAAUGGCUUGUGCAUCCGUAACACAUACAGAUGUGAUAGGCGGAAUGACUGUGGUGACAGCAGUGAUGAAAGAGGAUGCAUCUAUGAACCAUGUCAACAGCACCAGUUUACUUGUCAGAAUGGGCGCUGCAUUUCCAAAGCCUACAUCUGUGAUGGGGAUAAUGACUGUGGUGAUGAAUCUGAUGAGCUGGAACAUCUCUGCAGCACACCAGAAGCGACCUGCUCUCCCCAUCAUUUUAAAUGUGACAAUGGAAACUGCAUUGAGCUGGUUAAAGUCUGCAAUCGAUUGGAUGAUUGCUUGGACAACAGUGAUGAAAAAGGAUGUGGUGUAAAUGAAUGCAAUGACCCUUCAAUCAGUGGAUGUGAUCAUGACUGUACAGACACACAGACAAGUUUCUACUGUUCUUGUCAUCCUGGAUACAAACUUAUGUCUGAUAAACGGACUUGUGAUGAUAUUGAUGAGUGCAAUGAAACUCCAUCAGUAUGUAGCCAGAUUUGUGAGAACACAGCUGGCUCCUACAUCUGUAAGUGUGCCCCAGGCUAUAUCCGGGAGCCUGAUGGAAAAAGUUGCCGGCAAAAUAGUAAUAUCUCCCCAUACCUUAUUUUUAGCAACCGUUACUAUCUGAGAAAUCUCACAGCAGAUGGCCAGUCUUACUCUCUCAUUUUGCAAGGACUGAGAAAUGUGGUGGCACUGGACUUUGACAGGGUGGAAAAGAGGUUAUACUGGAUUGAUGUGGGGAGGAAUGUCAUUGAACGAAUGUUCCUAAAUGGAACAAAUAAGGAGGCAGUGAUAAGUGAUGAUGUGCCCAACGGGGAAGGUAUCGCUGUUGACUGGGUUGGCAGAAAAUUGUACUGGGUAGAUGCCUACCGAGAUUGUCUCUAUGUCUCUGAACUUGAUGGAAGAUUCCGUAAAAAACUGCUGGAUCGGUGUGUGGAUGCCAACAAUACUUUCUGCUUUCAGUAUCCCAGAGCAAUUGUUGUUCAUCCAAAAUAUGGACAGAUUUACUGGACAGACUGGGCAGAUCGAGCCUAUAUUGGACGAGCUGGCAUGGAUGGCAAGGAGAAGACUGUGAUCAUCUCUACAAAGUUAGAGUGGCCCAAUGGACUUACCAUAGAUUACACCAACGACAAGCUCUACUGGACUGAUGCUCAUCUAAAUUAUAUUGAGUACUCUGACCUGGAUGGACAUCAUCGUCACACGGUAUAUGAUGGGACUCUAUCUCAUCCAUUUGCAAUAACAGUUUUUGAAGACACAAUAUAUUGGACUGACUGGAACACACGGACAGUUGAAAAAGGGAAUAAAUAUGAUGGAUCAGAAAGGACUGUUCUUGUGAAUACCACGCACAGACCAUUUGACAUUCAUGUUUACCAUCCGUACAGACAACCAUUUGUUAAUAAUCCUUGUGGCACCAAUAAUGGUGGCUGUUCCCACCUCUGCCUAAUAAAAGCUGGUGGUCAGGGGUUUUCCUGUGAAUGUCCUGAUAACUUCAUGGUCAUACAGUUCGGCAAUACAGCCCACUGCCUUCCAAUGUGCUCUAGCACCCAGUUUCUCUGUGCAGACACUGAGAGGUGUAUUCCCAUCUGGUGGAAAUGUGAUGGACAGAGGGACUGUCGAGAUGGCUCUGAUGAGCCCCCAACCUGUCCACAUCGGUACUGUCCUGUGGGGCAGUUCCAGUGUAAUGAUGGGAACUGCACAAGUUCACAUUUCUUGUGCAAUACCCUGCCAGAUUGCCAUGACAGAUCAGAUGAAGAUCCUGUACUUUGUGCUAAUCACCAGUGUGAAACUCAUCAGUGGCAGUGUGCCAACAAACGAUGUAUCCCAGAAGCCUGGCAGUGUGAUAGAGAGGAUGACUGUGGUGACAACUCAGACGAAGAUAGUGCUCACUGUGCCAGUAGAACCUGUCCCCCAGGCCAAUUUAAAUGUGACAAUGGCCGCUGCAUCCCGCAGUCCUGGAAGUGUGAUGUGGAUGAUGAUUGUGGUGAUAACUCUGAUGAGCCAUUCCACGAAUGCAUGGGACCUGCUUAUCGAUGUGACAAUCACACACAAUUCAGCUGUAGAAGCAACUACCGUUGUGUACCAUUGUGGGCAGUGUGCAAUGGGAAUGAUGACUGUAGAGACAACAGUGAUGAACAAGGCUGUGAGGAGAUGACUUGCAGUCCUUCUGGAGAUUUCCGUUGUGACAAUCAUCGAUGUAUCCCACUGCGCUGGAAGUGUGAUGGAGAUGAUGACUGUGGAGAUAACUCUGAUGAGCACAACUGCAGUCCUCGUGAGUGCACAGAAAGUGAAUACCGUUGUGACAAUCUGCGCUGCAUUCCUUCCCGGUGGAUCUGUGACCACGAUGAUGACUGUGAAGACAAUUCAGAUGAACGUGACUGUGAGCUGAGAACCUGCCACCCAGGUUAUUUCCAGUGUGCUAGUGGACACUGUGUUGCAGAGCGCUUCAGAUGUGAUGGAAAUGCAGACUGCCUUGAUUUCUCUGAUGAAGCAACUUGUCCAACACGGUAUCCUAAUGGUACAUACUGUCCACCCAUGCUGUUUGAAUGCAAAAACCAUGUCUGUAUUCAGCCAUACUGGAAAUGUGAUGGGGAUAAUGAUUGUGGAGAUAAUUCCGAUGAAGAACUUCAUCUUUGCUUGGAUAUUGCUUGUGAAUCUCCAUUCCGUUUCCGGUGUGAAAACAAUCGCUGUAUAUACAGUCAUGAGCUGUGCAACCAGGAGGAUGACUGUGGAGAUGGAAGUGACGAGAAAGAGGAACACUGUAGAGAGCCAACACCAAGACCUUGUAAAACUGAAGAAUUCAAGUGCAGUAAUGGAAAUUGCAUUCCCCUACAUUAUGUCUGUGACAAUUACGAUGACUGUGGAGACCAUUUUGAUGAAAUGGGCUGCAAUCCUGGAACAGAGAGAACUUGUGCAGAAAAUAUCUGUGAACAUAACUGUACCAACCUGACUGAAGGCUUUAUCUGCUCCUGUAGGCCAGGGUACAAGGCCAGUGAAACUAACCGUAACUCCUGUGAAGAUAUCAAUGAGUGUGAGAUCUAUGGAACAUGCACCCAGGACUGCAAGAAUUCCAAAGGAAGCUAUGAAUGUUUCUGUGCAGACGGCUUCAGGUCUGUGGGUGACCAGCAAGGGAAACAGUGUGCAGCUGAUGGUAAUCCUCCAUUGUUACUGCUGCCAGAUAAUGUGCGGAUUCGAAGGUACAAUAUCUCCUCAGAACAGUACUCUGACUAUAUUGAUAACCAGGAGCGCAUCCAAGCUCUGGAUUAUGACUGGGACCCUGAAGGGAUAGGCCUGAGUAUUGUGUACUUCAGCAUUCUGGGACAGGGUUCUGAGUUUGGAGCCAUCAAACGUGCUUAUCUCCCCACUUUUGACAGCAGUAGGAACAAUCCAACAAAGGAAGUUGACUUGAAUCUCAAAUACAUAGUUAGUCCUGAUGGGUUAGCUGUUGACUGGGUCGGAAGACAUCUUUACUGGACUGACGCAGGGACUAAUCGCAUAGAGGUGGCAAAAUUAGAUGGACGGUAUAGAAAAUGGCUUAUUUUUUCUCAACUGGAUCAACCAGCAGCUAUCUCUGUCAAUCCAAAACGUGGGCUCAUGUAUUGGACGGACUGGGGAAGGCAGCCAAAGAUUGAAUGUGCCUGGAUGGAUGGACAACAAAGACAAACUCUGGUCUCUGAAGACCUUGGCUGGCCAACUGGUCUUUCUAUUGAUUAUUUGAACAAUGAUAGGAUCUAUUGGAGUGAUUCUAAAGAAAAUAUAAUUGAAUCCAUGAGACCUGAUGGGACAGACAGAACCAUUGUACUACAUGGAGAAGUAGGCAGUCCAUACAGCCUUGAUGUCUUUGAAGGCCAUUUAUACUGGAUAGCUAAAGAACGAGGAGAAGUCUGGAAGAAGGAUAAAUUUGGAAGUGGAGAAAAAGUAAAAGUGCUGACCGUAAAUCCAUGGCUUACCCAAGUGCGCAUCUAUCACCAGCACAGAUACAAUCAAUCAGUGCCUAAUCCUUGUAAAGAUGUCUGCAGCCACCUCUGCUUGCUGAGACCAGGAGGAUACACAUGCUCAUGUCCUCAAGGGACUCGGUUCCUAGAAGGCAGCAGCACAGAAUGUGAUGCAGCUAUUGAAGCCCCUCCCACAAUGCCACCAGCUUGCAGGUGCAUGAAUGGUGGAACAUGCUAUAUGGAUGAAAGCAGUCUUCCCAAAUGCAAAUGUUCUUAUGGAUACACUGGGAAUUAUUGUGAAAUGGGAUUGUCGAAAGGAGUCCCUCCUGGAACAACAGCAGUAGCAGUGUUGCUGACAGUCAUACUCAUCAUAAUUAUUGGAGUCUUAGCGGUUGGAGGCUUUUUUAACUACAGACGGACAGGCUCCCUUUUACCAGCGCUUCCCAAACUACCAAGUUUAAGCAGUCUUGUAAAAUCUAAUGAGAAUGGCAAUGGGGUAACUUUCCGAUCUGGAGCAGAUGUGACUAUGGACAUAGGAGUCUCUGGCUUUGGGGGAGAUUCUGCUAUAGACAGAGCAAUGCAAAUGAAUGAAAACUUUGCAGUGGAGUCGGGGAAGCAACCAAUCACAUUUGAAAAUCCAAUGUAUACAACCAGAGAUGGUGGAGCCAGCACAGCUGGUGCAGUUACGGUCGUUCGGCCAACACUUGUAGCAGCAGCUGGUAGUGAGGAAAAUGAAAAUUUUGAAAAUCCUGUGUAUUCCUCUGUGGUAUCUGCUAGCCCAAAGGAAACCCCUCAGAGUACUGAUGUACCUCCGGAAUCAAAGUGGAGUUUCUUCAAGAGAAAAAAGAAACAAAACACUAAUUUUGAAAACCCAAUAUAUGCGGAGAUGGAAAAGGAGCAGCAACAGGACACAGAAAAUGUCCCUACCCAUUCUCCUUCACUGCCUCCCAAGAUUAUUCUGAAGCGAGAUCAGCCACUAGCUUACACAGCAACAGAGGAUACAUUUAAAGACACCGCCAAUCUUGUUAAAGAGGACUCUGUGGUAUAACUAGGUAACUCAUUUAGGGAAAAUUAGACACAUCCAUUUGCACAUAUAUUUUUUAUAAACAGAAGAGUAAGGUUCACAUUCAAAUGCUUUAUAAAAAUAUAUACAUCUCUUAGCCAGUAGCUGGAGAUGUAUGUUGAAACUAUGCCUUGUUUUUUUGACAAAUGCCAAUUUCUAUUUUUAUGAACAAUUAUUGUGAUGUACUAUAUGUAUAUCUUUGCACUGAAGCUGUCUGAAAGUAAUGUUAUAAAUAUAUUGUACAUUUGUAAAAUUUUUUAAGAUUAUCUUGUUCAGUGAUGUUGCUAGUAGAAAUUUGUAUGGAAUCGGUCGUAUAUUUAGGGCUAAAUUAAUUAUAUAAAUGCUUAAAACUAAAAAAAAGAACCAAACAAGGCAAGUAUAGGAACAUUACUGAUUUACAGGGUCUUUAGAGUGUAUCUUUUAUAACAGCACCUUUUAAAACUUCUACUGGUGCUCUGGGCAUCUUUGCCACCUAUUUUAUAUAGUACUGUAUAUAAAAAUGGGUAUCUCUUUAUCUUGUGUUCAACAAAAGAUGAAAGAGUCAAUGCAGCAUUAUUGUGCUGAAUAGUUACCUGUGCAAAAUGUUGCUCUUACAAUGUUUUAAUUACCUGAGAUAAUUUCCACUCAAUCUGUAAGACAUAGUUUUCCUCUAGGUUCCAAUUAACACAAUUCCAUUAAUAGUAUUCCUAUGAAGACUGGAUAUAUUUAGAUUUUAGUGCCACAACUAGUUAAUGAGCUUUUCUCUUGCUCAUCAAUGGAAUACCUCUGUUCUUGGCUGGAGUCUCUGGAACUAAUUUGUACUAUGAACUAGCUAGGCUUCUGUAACAGCUUAUUUCCAAACAGCAAAAUAUGAAAGAUAUUGGUUCAUUUCAGAAAUUCUUCAGGUUUUUUUUUUAAUGUGAAAAUUUAAUUUUAUUGACUAUUUAUUUCCUGAUGUGGAUAUUAAUAGAAAGGGAAACAAUUUCUACUAAUGCAGUCUUUGUAGUUAUCUGGUUGUUCCUAUAACCCUCCAUCAGAAUAUACUAUUGAUUUUUUAGCUCUUCUAUUAAUUAGCCAAGAUAGCUUUCACAACAGGAGCCAUUUGAGAAAACUCCAAUUACAGGAUUAUGUUCUUCAGCAUUCCCGGCUAGCUACUCAUAUAAAAGAUUCCUGAAGUUAUGAUCAUUGAGACUUUUGCUAUUUGAUUGUUUUAUAUCUAAAUUCUCAAAAUAUAUACUAUUUCUAAUUAGAAUGCUUGUAAUUACAUUGUAACAUACUCUGAUUUAAAAAGCCAACUGGAAA